Molecule: messenger RNA, 1779 nt
Organism: Sclerotinia borealis F-4128
Lineage: Eukaryota; Fungi; Ascomycota; Leotiomycetes; Helotiales; Sclerotiniaceae
Source: the annotation of a GenBank genome assembly
AUGCAGUCGUUAAAGCAAUCAUCAUUAAUCAAGUCGAGAUGGAAUAUUCCCAUUCCUUACUGCUCCCUACCGUAUUUCGUAUUUGGUGCUCCCCAUGAAUGUCUCAGCACAAAGAAGUUGCUUAUUGACACGCUUCGUCCAGAGGACCGGUCUCUAUCCUUAGCCGAAUACCGCAGUCUUUCUGUUCGCGUUGCGGUGGGUCUGAGGCGACUAGGGGUCCAACACAAAGAUCGCAUUCUAUGCCUCUCAGGCAACUCAAUAGCAUACCCGGCUCUUUUGAUGGGAACCAUCAUGGCGGGCUGUAUCUUUGUACCUGGGCAACCUAGUCACGGUCCUCGAGAAUUGGAGAAGUUGCUCACGGUUGCAAACCCUUCGGUAAUUCUGACACAACGCGUGCAUACAGAUACGCUUUUGGAGGCUGCAGAGACAGUCUCUUGCCCGGCUUUAGAGCAGAAAUCCAUUUUCAUUUUUGACGAUGAUAUUCUCGAUUGCACAGGUGAGUCUUACCUCGAUAUACCUCACUGGCAGGAAUUGGUGGGUUCUCAAGCCGACAGUGACUGGAAGUAUCCCGACGUCGAAUCCCCGCAUGAUUACAAUAGUACCAUUGUCAUAAUGUUCACAUCGGGGACGACCGGGCAUCCCAAGGGAGUCGAGAUUUCUCACUGCAACUAUAUCUCCGCUUCCGUGAGCUAUAUGCAGCGAGUGUCUCUCCAUCCCGACUGGCAACAACCCAUGAAAGACGCAGCAAAAGAUUUCAGCCCGAUCCGUGUAUUAGGCGCGCUUGGAAUGCACCACAUCCUUGGUCAGCGAUCCUAUAGCGUCAUCUUCCCCAAGCUUGGAGUUCCACUGUAUAUACUGGGUCAGCCGAGUCCGCAAAAUAUUAUGGAUGCCGUAGAAACAUUCAAGAUCUCCGACGCAAUAAUUAGGAGUUCUAUGCUUACGGCAAUUGCGGAAAGCCCAGCUCUUGAUCUUCGAAAAAAGCUGGGCUCUUUAGCAAGAGUGGAGGCGUGUGCAGCGCCGAUGGGGCAACCAACCAAAAGUACCCUCGAGAAGGUAGGGAUUGGGCGGGUUACCCGAGUCUGGGGAUUGACCGAGCUCGGGUUGAUCACCGGUCACGAUACGAUGGCUUGCUCGAUAUCUGAAUCCGUGGGGGAAUUGCAUGCCAACUUCGAAGGCAAGGUGACGGACCCCAGUGAGCCGACCCGAAUUGUGGACCGCAAUACCAUUGGGGAUAUAUGGAUCCGUACACCUAGCCGUAGCACUGGGUAUUAUCAGAAUCCGGAUGCAACCAGCGAGGUGCUUGGGGCCGAUGGGUGGUUCUCCACAGGAGAUGUAGGAUAUGUUGAUGAAGAAGGAAAGUGGUAUAUUGUGGAUCGUAAAAAAGAUCUCAUCAAAUCGAAUGGCAACCAUGUGGCUCCGACCGAACUUGAAGAUAUCUUGCUUCGCCAUCCAGACAUCAUGGAUGUUGGAAUUAUCGGCGUUGCUGUAGACCAAGAUGAGGGGCCACGGGCCUAUAUUGUGACAGUCCCUCAAUCGGUUGUAUCCGUCACCGAAAUUCAACAUUUUAUGGUCGACAAAGUGGCUCCAUAUAAGUAUCUUUCCGGUGGCAUCUCAUUCAUUCCAAGCAUUCCACGGAAUUCAAACGGAAAGAUCCUACGUGCACAGCUGCGCGAGUUGGCCAAAAUGGAACUCGGUGGCUCUAAGGGGCACUAUCAUGGAAUACGUGCAGUUUCCCUGGAUAUACUGCAUACCUCGGUUCCCACCAAUAUCCUCCCAUGA